Molecule: messenger RNA, 1833 nt
Organism: Penicillium alfredii
Lineage: Eukaryota; Fungi; Ascomycota; Eurotiomycetes; Eurotiales; Aspergillaceae
Product: DnaJ and TPR domain protein
Exons: 4
Coding region: 1-1833 (610 amino acids)
Molecular function (GO): protein binding
Source: RefSeq, a predicted model, not a curated record
AUGUCCCGCUUCUCGCACUCUCGCUCUUCCUCCUCAACCUCCACCCCGACCACCUCUCGCUUCACCCGGUCCUCUCGUGACCAGGACUCUCAUCCGCUGAAUCUCCCGCCCGACGAGCUGCGCCGUCGACUCUCCGCCAUGGCCGCUCGCGACGACCAGCGGAGCUCCAUGGACAUCGAUCCCCAGGAGACUCAGCAAAACAAGAACGGCGUCAACGGCGAGGAACGCAGUCCGACUCCGCCGCCGCACCGGUCCAACUCUUCGUCGACUGACGAGGCCGAUUCGUUCAAGUUGGCGGGUAACAAAUUUUUCAAGGAUGGCGACUACUACCGAGCGAUCCAGGAAUACAACAAGGCCAUCGAGAUCAACCCCAACUCCUCCGCCUACCUGUCCAACCGAGCCGCGGCGCACAUGUCCGCCAAACAAUACCUCAAUGCGCUGGAAGAUAUCGAGCGAUCCAACGAGCUGGACCCCAACAACGCCAAGAUCAUGCACCGAUGGGCCAAGAUCCUGACGAACCUGGGCCGGCCGACCGAGGCGCUGGAUGUGUUGUCGCGGGUGCAGCCCGCGGCGACGGCGACCGACCGCGCGCCCGCAGAGAAGAUGCAGCGGUUUGUGCAGCAAGCCGAGGAAACCCUUUCAGAGGACCGCGGUGUGUCGAUGGUGAUCUUCUGUCUGGAGCAGGCGCGGCAAGGGCUGGGCCAGGGCGUCAAGGAGCCGCGCAAGUGGACGCUCUUGGCGGCGGAGGCGCAGCUGAAGAUGAACAACAGCAACUCGCUGGGCAAGGCGCAGGAUAUUGCCAUCGGCAUGCUGCGCGAGAACAGCCAGGACCCGGAUGCCAUGCUGAUCCGCGCCCGCGCCUUCUACGCCUCGGGCGAGACCGACCAGGCGCUGAAGCUGCUCAAGAUGUGUCUCGGGCUGGACCCGGAUAUGAAGCAGGCUAUUAAGCUGCUGCGCAUUGUGCAGAAGCUCAGCCGCACCAAGGAGGAGGGUAAUGCCGCCUUCAAGGCCAAGGACUACCGCCACGCUAUCGACCUCUAUUCGCAGGCCCUGGAAGUCGACCCCGUCAACAAGGAUAUGAACGCCAAGAUCCUGCAGAACCGUGCCCAGGCUUACAUCAACCUGAAGGAGUUCGACUCGGCUGUUCAAGACUGCAACGAGGCCCUGCGUCUCGACCCGUCAUACGUCAAGGCCAUGAAGAUGCGUGCCAAGGCCCACGGCGCCGCCGGGAACUGGGAAGAUGCCGUGCGCGACUACAAGGGCGUGGCCGAGAACAGCCCGGGCGAGAAGGGAAUCCAAGAGGAGAUCCGCCGCGCCGAGUUUGAACUGAAGAAGGCCCAGCGCAAGGACUACUACAAGAUCCUGGAAGUGGGCAAGGAUGCCACUGAUCAUGAGAUCAAGAAGGCCUACCGCAGGAUGGCUAUCCAAUACCACCCAGACAAGAACCGGGAUGACGAGAAUGGCGACGAGAAGUUCAAGGAGAUCGGCGAGGCCUACGAGACGUUGAUUGAUCCUCAGAAACGUGCUGCCUACGACAAUGGAGACGACUUGAUUGACCCGUCCGACAUGUUCGGCGGCGGCGGCGGCUUCGGUGGUAUGGGAGGCAUGGGUGGAAUGGGCGGUAUGGGAGGAAUGGGCGGUAUGGGAGGAAUGGGCGGCAUGGGCGGCAUGGGCGGCAUGGGCGGUGGUGGAACGCACAUCAACAUCGACCCCAACAUUCUCUUCAACAUGAUGAACGGCGGCGGUGGCGGUGGCUUCGCCUCUGCCGGUGGCAACCCCUUCGGAGGCGGCCAACCCCGCGGUGGAGGAUUCCCCGGCGGGUUCCCCUUCUAG